Messenger RNA from Spodoptera litura, 693 nucleotides. The record is from RefSeq and is a predicted model, not a curated record. NCBI's taxonomy places the organism in Eukaryota, Metazoa, Arthropoda, Insecta, Lepidoptera, Noctuidae.
AUGUGCCAGUUACGAUAUGACGAAAUUGACCAAUCAGUGUUCUGUGUUUUAAUAAUGGCGUGGAUCAUGAUGGAUGCAGCUAUAAUACUAACGCUAUGCGUACAAUGCGAGAAAUUUUAUUUGGCUGUGGAGGAAGCUGAGUCGACGUGUAUUCAGUUAAUCAUGAGUAGAAACAGUUCAAAGAAUCACAAACAUCUUUGCAAGCGCGUGCUGCACCUGAGUCGUACAUUCACCAAGAUGUCUGCGUGUGGUCUCUUCACUGUUGAUGCCUCUCUGCCGAUGCCUCUCAUACGUUUAAUACUAGUUACUUUCCUAGGAAUUAUAACUCCACUUUGGAUGAUAAAGGAUGUGGUAGUAAUGCUCAAAAUAUGUGCUGGACUUGAGAACUUUUACAAAUCUAUAGAAGAAGUUAAGUCCACCUGUAUAUUGUUUCUGAUGAAUGAAGAAUGUUCAGCUAUGAGGUUGAGCGUGCGCAGUGCGCGCGUCAGAGGCGCGUCGCUCAGUAACUUAGUGCGCGCUCGCGGCACCGCCAAAGGUGAAAAAUAUCUCUGCAAACGCGUACUGCAUCUGAGUCGCACGUUCACCAAGAUGUCUGCGUGUGGCCUGUUCCCUGUUGAUGCAUCUCUACCGAUGCCUCUCAUAGGACUAAUCACUCAUUACAUGAUUGUGCUGUUACAGUUUGCUUUCUUAUAA